UUGCAGAAGCUGCUCUCCCUCCCUGGUCAGACUGACCCUAUCUCCUUCUCAACUUCUGAGAUAAUCAGCAGAAUAAUUUAAUGGAAUUAGCACAUCACCUUAUUCUGCUCACUGCCUGCAAUGAAGCCUAUUACUCCUACAUUAUCCAAGACAUUUGCUUGGAGACCUUCAGAUUUCAGAUGACUGAUAUCGGACAGAAGCUCUGGUGUGACUGGGAAGCCACAUUAAGUUACUAUUGGGAUCUCACCAACUGCACAUUCCUGAUUGCCAACAAGAUGGACUGUUUUUGGCCGAACCAAGUGGUGGAUCAAUUCUUUGUCACCGUCCACAAAGAAUACUUUGCAAACUGUUCAGUGUCUGGGAGAGGUCUGGGGGAUCCCCCAAACAACAUCAUAGGACCUUUCAUUAUGAUCCCAGUGAUGGUCACGUUGCUUAUGACAGCACUUGUGGUCUGGAGAAGCAAACAAAAUGAGGGCAUUGUCUAAAGGCUUUACAACCUCUUCUCGCUGUAGAGGACACCACAAGGUUUAACCUUGAUCUAGCCAAUUUUACAUAGGAGAACAUCAACAAUAGGUUGGGCUUUCAGAAGCUCAAGGUGAAUCCAAACUCACUGUUGAAUGAUCCUCUGGUACCUAAACAGCAAGUGGAAAACACAAGACAUUCUUGGUACUACUGCUCCUAAUCAGGGAUAUAGGUCAAGUUUAACAAAUUGUUUCAAAAAUUCUGUAUUAUCUUUCAAACCUUAGUACUUGGUCAAAGUUUAAAUCACCUGGAACCAGCUAUUAAACAUUUGUGAUGUUAGUGAUGAGUUUGACAAAUUUUAGACCGUGUGAGAUCAAUACAUGCUAAGCACUGAACUCUCAAAGAGGCUAUACCAGAUUCACAGUGUGCUGAAGUCAUGUUUUCUUUUCUAGGUAAUACAUUACUGCAAGUUAUUGAUGUAUUCAUGCAAACGUUGGUAUCUAUGGUGCAAGACAUGAAUCUUUGUUCCUGAUGAGUGAAUGAAUUGACCGAGCAUUGUGUUAUUUUAGGCUGCAGAAACAAAUAUAGUCAACCCAUUAAUGCCCAUAAAACAAGAAGAGUGAGGUGAAAAAAAAGUUGCCAGAAAAAUUAUAGCUGAAGAGCCAGCAAAAUGUAAUUUUUAUUUUAAUCCAGGAUACCAAUUUUGUGAUUUUUCAUUAUUUUGAAAACCUAACCUGUUAAGCAGUCUCACUGCUUUCUGAACACAAAACAUUGUAUGAACAGUUAGUAGGUGAGGUUCUAAGUUGGCACUUGGGUUGACAAGUUUUUUGAUCGGAAACACAUUCAAAACAUUUCAAAGGAAAAUGAACAAAAGGUUAAAGAGGAAAAUUUUACACGUCUAUGUUGAAAAGAACAGGUGUCUAAUUGAACAGUUAUUGUACAUCUUCUCUAGAACUGGUUCCAUUUUGAUCUAUGCUAAACUUGGCCUUCAACGAGGGUGAUGAUGGGGAGAGACUAUAAUUGCUACGAAUGUUUUUACGCAGGAAUGGAACAUUAUUAGCACUUCCUACUGCUGUUGUUUAACCAUUGUCCCUGCUAGAAAGCACAAAUUUGAAUGUUCACGGAGGCUAGAAUUGGAAUAGGCUUUGUUUGUCGUCAAAUAGCCUUCAGGCUUCAGUGUGUGGAUCAGCCCAUAAAGAAUGCAACUACUUUCCAAAAAGAUUGAAGAUUCUUAAGAGGGAAUAGGAAGAGAAAACUUUAAAAGGAAUGCUUUUGUGAAAAUUGGUUCAGAGAAAAAUGUUCACCAAUAGGACCUAUUAGGUAAAUGUAAAGUUACUAUAGUCCCAGAGGGCUACUGGGCUGCUGUCUUAUUAGAAAGAGCCAUUUGGUGAUGGUUUAACCUGUAGGUCACCACAUCUCAGACAAAGGGAGAGGAAGGAAAAUCCCUAUUGUAACACUUACGAAAGAUAUAUUAAACCAAUAGAAAGCACCAGAGCCUCAGAAAUGCUCAGCAGCAAAUUAAAAACAUAAAACAUUAGAAUGUUGGAUAGCCAGGCAAUAACAGAGACAGAAAUAAUGUUUCACAAGAAGUGGGAGAGGUGAGGGAUAUAAAACAGGAUAUCAACAAAACCAGGGCAAAUGAUGGGGGGGAUGGGGAGGUGGAAGAGAAGGCGAGGGAGACAAAGAACAAAAAGGAAGAUCUGUGAUCAGGUAAAAAGCAGGAGAGAUUAAUUAACAAAUGGGGGUGAUAGCACAUAGAACAUUACAGCGCAGUACAGGCCCUUUGGCCCUUGAUGUUGCGCCAACCUGUGGAACCAAUCUGAAGCCCAUCUAACCUACACUGUUCCAGUUUAAUCCAUAUGUUUUUCCAAUGACCUUUUAAAUACCCUUAAAGUUGGUGAGUCUACUCCUGUUGCAGGCAGUGCGUUUCAUGCCCCUACUACUGAGUAAAGAAACUACCUUUGACAUCUGUCCUUGAUGGGGCAAGGCAAAAUGGAAAUGGUAAAGGGGGGAGGGAGAAACAUAGCCAGAUUGGUGUGGUUGUUUACUGUAGGAUGAAUGCAGGAGAGUACAGGCGUAGGAAAACCCUUAUAAAAUAGGACAGGGUUGUCUGGGAAUGUGUAGAGGGUGAACACUAGAGGCCUGGGCCAAAGUUUGGUUGUUUACAAAAAUGCCCAGCCCAAGCAGUAGCAUGCAUCUGUGCACAGUUGCUCUACUGCAGUCAUCCUGUAGAUGCACACACUCUAAGAAAUUGGUAGCCAUGACAAAGAUCUGAAGUUGCAAAACUCAACAUUAAGGAUAGUAGUUGAGUGCUUAAGAUAAGCUUCUGUUAAAAUUCAUUGGAUUAGUAUAUGAAAUUGAGUGUAGAGAGGUCAAAGUGGAAAGGAGAAUUAAAGCAGGUCAGGUCAUGCUGCAGUAAUCACCUCCUCAACAUUAGAGAAACCAAAUGUAGAGGAGACUGCAUUAUGAGCAACAAAAACAGUGUAUUAAGCUUGGACCAUGGUAUUAGUUGGGGAGUGAUAAUAAUGACAGAGGGUGCAAUACCAGAUGUAAUUGUCUAGCCCUAGUAGUAGUCACCAAACAUGCAUGGACUAGUAACUUGACAGUACUGUGAGUGGGCAUCAACCUGAUAUAUCCUUUAUGUGGAAGUCCACAUCAUGGUAUCAUCACUCUCAUCAACAGUCUGUUACCUCAUCAAAUUCUCAAAACAAGUUAAACAUGGUUUGCCUUUAACAAAUCUGCGAUGGCUUGCCUUAAUUAGAGAAGAUUUUCAUAAGUAACUGUUAAUAUUGUUUGAAAUUGUUUUUCCAAUGAGGUUAAACUGACUAGUCUGAAGUUGCUGGGUUUGAACAAAGGUGCAGCAUUUGAUAUUUUCCAGUCAUCUGGCAUCAGCCUUGUUGUAUCUAAAGAGGAUUGGAAGAUUAUGGCCAGCACCUCUGUAAUUUCCACCUUAUAGCAUUUGGUAUCCUCAGAUCCUCUGAUAAUUUAAAAAAAAUUCAAAUUUAAGUACAGCCAAUCUUCAAAAGCUACCCUUUCUAGUGUCUCACCUAUCUCCUUUCUCACUAUAACUUUGACAGCAUCUUCUUUGUCAAAGACAGAUGCUGGUAUUUAUCUGGUACCUCAGCCAUGGAAUCUGCCUCCAGUUGUAGAUCACCUAUUUUGUCCACCUCCUGUUAAUAAACUUAUACUUAAAUACUUAUAGAAAACUUUUGAAUUCUCUUUUAUUUUGGUUGCUAGUCUUUUUAAAACUCUCCUCUCUGCUUCUAUCACAGAUGACUAACUUGGCUUGCAGUAGUGUUCGGCAAUACAGAUUUUAUGUAUCCUGGAUUCAUAUCUGAACGUACGUUAUCACAUAUAUGUACGAGAACUGGACAUCCAAUGUAAAAAUGCAAUAACUAGGAGCAGCAACACAUCAUUUGGCCCUUUUGAGUUUACUCCACGAUUCCAUAAAAUCAUGGUUGGUUGCCAUUCUCAACUCCAUUUCCCUUACACACCUGGAUCUAUUGAUUUCACAAGAGCUGAUAACCUAUUCAUCUCAGUUUUGAAUGCUCUAAAUGACUAGAAGGGUUGGAGCAGCACAGUGGUAA
This is a messenger RNA of Chiloscyllium plagiosum (whitespotted bambooshark), 4049 nucleotides long. NCBI's taxonomy places the organism in Eukaryota, Metazoa, Chordata, Chondrichthyes, Orectolobiformes, Hemiscylliidae. The record is from RefSeq and is a predicted model, not a curated record.